AUGCGUGCAGAGGUCCUUGUGUGUGACCCCAUCACCGGCGACCGGCGUCAUGUGCCGAUUCCGCCCGAGUUUAUGAUUGGCUACGUCAAGGGGACGGUGCUCUGUGCUGCACAGAACAAGGGCCACGUUCAUGGCGCUUGCCACUCCACCCCUCUCAAGGUGGUCUUGCUGGUUACGUGCCAUAAUGACAGUCCACCUCUCGCCUCUGUUUAUUCCUCCGAGUCUGAUACAUGGGGCGAUAUCAUCUCUGCAAAGGCUCCAUGUCCGAUCUACUCUGGUGGUUAUCUUAGCACUCUUGUUGGCAAUGCGUUUUAUUGGCCACUUAUGCAUGCCAACGAUGGUAUACUUGAAUUUGAUUUGGAUAGGCAGAGCCUAGAUGUGCUUGAGGGACCUCCUGGAACGGAUAUUCCCCUCGGCCAUCAGAUCAUCCCGGCAAAGGAUGGCACUGUUGGUAUUGCCAUGUUGUCUCGCCGUUACCAUGAUAUUCAAAUGUGGCAGAGGAAGGUCAAUAGCAAUGGUGUUGCCACUUGGGUUAUGUGGAAGACCAUUGGAACACAUAACAUUCCUGAGCUCCGACCACGGAUUGAAGGAGAGGAGCCAUGGGUGAAAUUUAUACUAGGAUAUGAUGAGGAUACUGAUGGAAUAAUUUUAUACGUGAAACACGACGUCUACAUGGUUCAACUUAAGUCGAUGCAAUGCAGGAGACUUUUUGGAAGUUGGAAUGUUACUCACUAUCAUUGUUUCAAGAGUUUCUAUGCGCCAGGUGCUUUCCCUUAG
Aegilops tauschii subsp. strangulata is the source of this 777-nucleotide messenger RNA. RefSeq lists its product as uncharacterized. NCBI's taxonomy places the organism in Eukaryota, Viridiplantae, Streptophyta, Magnoliopsida, Poales, Poaceae. The record is from RefSeq and is a predicted model, not a curated record.